Molecule: messenger RNA, 1552 nt
Organism: Mytilus californianus (California mussel)
Lineage: Eukaryota; Metazoa; Mollusca; Bivalvia; Mytilida; Mytilidae
Exons: 3
Coding region: 90-1112 (340 amino acids)
Source: RefSeq, a predicted model, not a curated record
GAUCAUGCCCGUACAACAUUCAUUCUGUUAUAGUUUUAAACAAACUACAGGGUAAACUUUAUUUCAGAGUUGUACACCAAUAUACUAACAUGGUGACAGUUAGAAAGCGUUUUACAAUUUUACUGUUUUGCCUUAUAUUUACAAUUCAUAGGUUUGAUGCAAAGUCUUGCAAAGGGCGACCAUGUGCUGUACGGAUGCCGUUAAUGGACGAUAUGAAGGCUCCACUUGUAGCAGAACUUGACGUCUCCGAAGUUAAUAGAGAACUGAAACAGUUCAUAGAAAUAAGUAUUAAUUCAACUUUCAAUGAGAAUAUUGAAGAAAUGAUUGUUAACAACUUAGGGGUGCUCAAGUCUUUGAUGUUAAAGGAAUAUUCAGACGAAAAAAAUAGGACGAAACACAUGUAUGAUACAAAAAUUGUUAAUAUGAUUGAUAGUUUUAAAGCAAGACAGGACUAUUUAGAAACGGAAUUAAAGGAGUAUUCCUCUAAUUUAUCUAUUUCUGGGGAACACUUUGAGCAAAAAUUGAUAGAUUUGGUACGUGAUGUUGAGGGAAAAUUCGAUGCAAUGUUUCUUAAUAUGACCAGCCAUUACAAGCUAAAAAUCAGUAUACUUUCCGAAAGUUUGAAGAAGGAGUUAAUCGAUUUUCAGGAGAAUACAGAUGAAUGGAAAAAUAACAUUACUCAAACAUUAUUAGAACACGUAAUCAUUGAAGUGGCUAAUGGCAAAAACACAGAACAAAGUUCAGAAUAUCCACUCUCUUCGUUUCCUGCACGUAAUGCAGUUGAUGGUAGUCUUUCAUCAUUCUCACAUACUUCAUCACAAACUAAUCCAUACUGGUUUGUUGACCUUGGAACAGUGUAUGCAGUGAAAAGAAUAGAAGUCUUCGCUCGUAUAGACUGUUGUGGAUACUACAUUCAUGAUAUGGAUAUCACAGUUGGGUCAACGACUAACAAUAUGAAAUUGUGCACACAUUAUAAAGGUCCUGCUAGUACCAAGGAACGAAUUGUGUUAACCUGCAAUAAAACAGUAGAUGGUCGAUUUGUCAAACUAUCAAUAUUUGGAGAAAAAUCUAUAAUGGCACUUGCAGAAGUGAAAGUAUUUGCUUUUGUUUGAAUUUUUUAUAAACGUGUAAAGAUAAACUGCAUCCGAAUGAACAAUUUCAAACUGUCUACAUCAAUGUCAUAAUAUAUUUAUAUAGCUGUAUUGUAGAAAUUGUAAAUUAGUGGUGCAUUUUUAUUCCUUGUAGUUCUUUUAUAGUGGUUGAAAAUUCCUUUUUUGUGGAAACUGAUUCACCAAAGUUGUUAUCCAACGUUUAAACUUGAUAUGUAAAUAUGUAUGACAUACAUGUCUGCCUACAAAAAUAAAUUUAAUAAUCUGUAAAAGAAAACUAGUUGAUUAGAAUCUCAUUGAGAAUCUGAAGUUUAUAAUUACACAUCAUAAGUACAAGCAAAACUUAAACUUGCAGUGAGGUGAGAGUUUUUUUUUUUUGUCCCGUGUUGAAGGCAUCAUUGUGACUUUGAGAUGUAGAACAGCAAUAAAAGCUCUGUUUAUUA